AGUGCCCACCUGGCGGUGAUGGAUGCCCUGAUGUCGGUGGGCGCCAUGGAGACGGUGAACGCAGUGAGGAUGUCCGGUGCGGCGGCGGGGGAGGAGCUUCUGGGUGGAGUGGGAGGAGCUAGCUGGGAGGACACCCUGCUCCACUGGGUGAACGGGGUAAGGACACGGACAGGGAGGACUCACUCUCUGUAUGGAUCUGUCUCUGUCUGUGUCUCUCUGUCUGGAUCUGUCUCUGUCUGUGUCUCUCUGUCUGGAUCUGUCUCUGUCUGUGUCUCUGUCUGGAUCUGUCUCUGUCUGUGUCUCUCUGUCUGGAUCUGUCUCUGUCUGUGUCUCUCUGUCUGGAUCUGUCUCUGUCUGUGUCUCUCUGUCUGGAUCUGUCUCUGUCUGUGUCUCUCUGUCUGGAUCUGUCUCUGUCUGUGUCUCUCUGUCUGGAUCUGUCUCUGUCUGUGUCUCUCUGUCUGGAUCUGUCUCUGUCUGUGUCUCUCUGUCUGGAUCUGUCUCUGUCUGUGUCUCUCUGUCUGGAUCUGUCUCUGUCUGUGUCUCUCUGUCUGGAUCUGUCUCUGUCUGUGUCUCUCUCGGUCUCUCUCUGUCGCUGAGUCAUGAUUUCAUAACCAAAUGUAUAUGUGAGUACAUAAUAUACAUACUUAUAACAUAUGGCUUUCCACCACCCCAUUUCAACCCCCAGUUGAAUCAGAGGCUGCGAGAGCAAACAGAGGGUGCACAGGGUGACCCAUCUCAGGACAGCACAGAGCCACAGCCUGUCCAGCCUUCAGUAAGUAUUACACUACACAGUGUCUGUCCAGAAUGGCACCCUAUUCCCUAUAUAGUGCAUCUAUAUAGAGCCCUAUGGGCCAUUUAGUGCCAUUUAGGAUGCAUACAGUAUUUAUGUCAACAGCUCUCACAUUACACAACACAUUGUGGAUCUCAUGGAUUACAUAUAAUUAAAACAUUCUGACGUAAACAUUUCCUGUGAACAAGCAUGUUAUAUACAGUGUGUGCAUGUAAGAUAUUUAAACUUUGUCUUGACAGAUACAUUGGUAGGGUUGGGUUAAAUGCAUUCAGUUGUACAACUGACUAGGUAUCCCCCAUUCCCUUCCCUUUGUACAUGCAAUCUCCCUAGUACCCUGGUGCUUGUACAGGUAACUACCAAAAUAAAGGAAACACAGCGUUGAGCCGCCAAAACAGCUUCAAUGCGCCUUGGCAUAGAUCCUAGAAGUUUGGAGGGAGGCGACACCAUUCUUCCACAAGAAAUUCCAUAAUUUGGUGUUUUGUUGAUGCUGGUGGAAAACGCUGUCUCAGGCACCGCUCCAGAAUCUCCCAUAAGUGUUCAAUUGGGUUGAGAUCUGGUGACUGAGACACACCCUUUAAAUCCCAUAUGCUCCUUUGAGACCCCUCUUUCAAAGUCACUGCGAUAUCUUCUAGCCAUGAUAGCCAAAAUAAUGGGCAACCGGGCAUUUUUAUACAUGACCCUAAGCAUGAUGGGAUGUUUUAAUUGCUUUAUCCCUCAUUUACUCAAGUGUUUCCUUUAUUUUGGCAGUUACCAGUAUCUUAACAUAACGUUUACUGGUUGUAUAAUUUUUAGGCGAUAUAUACCCUUUUCAAAACUGUAUUUUUCCUCUUAGCUAUCCUUCUAAAGUAGCCUUAAUACCGACAGUAUCCUCUCCUCCUGUCUUCUCCUUUCCCACUUUCCUCUCUUUCUCUGUCCUCCUUUCCUUCCUUCCCUCCUUCCUCCUCUCUGACAGUGUCCCACUCGCUGGUACUGGAAACUUGUCCCUGUAAGUUCCUCCUCUUUCUUCUCCUCCUCUGUUGCAUCAUCCCUUCCUUAUCUUUCUCUCCAUCCUUCUCUGCAUCUUCAUAUUCUCUCUCUUAUUAGAUUUUCAAAUUAAAGGUCUGUUCUGUUUUUCUCGCUCUUCCUCUCCCCCUGUUGGUACAAUAUAAGAAUGCAGACAUACUGCUGCUCUGCUCUGCACUCGGACUAUACGCUGUACAUUUCCUUGGGCUGAUGUCACAAGAGGGGUAGGGUAUUGUUGGACGUAAAUCACAUGUAAUCCACUCAGGAAUCUAGAAAUGUACUAGAAACCAGUCCCUCUAGUCGGCUCUGUCUUAAAAAGGACCUUGUGUGAGGGAGGUUUUAGUUUCUAGCCACUAGCCAGUCAUUGUCUUGAGUCCCAAAUGGCACCGUAUUCCCUAUUUGUUGGAUUACCUUUAGCCAGGGCCCAUAGAUUAAGAAGUAAUGAGUUUGAGGUGUAGGCCUUUUAUGUGAGGUGAAACAGCCUACAUUAUGAACAGUGCAGAUAUAACAAGUAGAUCUGACAUAGAUUCCCAAUUCUAACAUGGCGUAUAAUCAUAGCUGUUUUACAUGAUACGUUUUUAUCUGAUUUGGGACUGUUGUGUAACAUUACACUCUCCUGAACAGACCCCAGGUAUUACAGUCUGCUGAUAGUGUUGACACUGUGCUGGCUGUGUUCAGUUCAGUCGUUGUCUAAAACCUGAAUAGUCUCAACCUGAAUAGUCUCACCUGCGUAAGGUUGGGUUAAAUAUCCUCCUCCGAUGAGACUCUCUCUCCUGGCCUACUUUCCACUGACAAAGCCCUCGCUGUCUCUGGACUCAUUCUAUGGUUACGUCCAAAAUGGCACCCUAUUCCCUUUGAACAGAGCCCUAGUCGAGAGUCGUGCACUAGAUAGGGAGUAGGGUGCCAUUUGGGACACAGCCAUUCUCUCUCUCUCCCUAUGGCUUCUGCUGACUGGUUGGCUGCACCUUUCUCUUCACUUCCAUGGCAUGUUAUCUGUUCUCUCUCUCUCUCCACCUCCACCCCUUGAUUCUGUCUUUUCUCUAGGAGCACGUUGUUGGUCACGUUAUCCUCCAGCCUGAUGGGUGUUGUUUGUAUGGAUGUCUGUAUGUACUGUUUGUGCUGUAUGUCCACCUGUGUUUUUGAAGAACAUUGGCCUUGAACGAGCUCUCCAAAUGCAAACAUCAAAGGUAUUGCAUUGAACUGUAAAGCCUGGACAUCUCCCCAACUCUCCCAUACACAAGGGAAGGAAGCUGAGAGAGAGCGGAGAGAGAGCAGAGAGAGAGAGAGAGAGCGAGAGAGAGAGAGCGGAGAGAGAGAGAGAGAGAGCGCGAUGGAGAGAGAGAGAGGAGAGAGCGAGAGAGAGAGGAGAGAGAGAGAGGAGCGAGAGAGGAGAGAGGUAGAGAGAGAGAGAGAGAGAGCGCGAGAGUAGAGCGAGAGAGAGAGAGCGACGAGAGGAGAAGAGAAGAGAGAAGAGAGAGAGAGAGAGAGCGCAGAGAGAGCGAAGCGAGAGAGAGAAGAGAGAGAGAAGAGAGAGAUAUCGUCGACCCCCACCCCCCCUAGCCUCUCUUCUCCCUCCCUCCUCCCUCUCUCUCUCUCCCUCUUUCUCUCUCUCUCUCUCUCUCACUCCUCCUCUCCCCCCCCCCCCCCUCUUUCUUACCCCUUCUAAGAUCCGCUACAGAAAGGACAAGACACUUUCUAAACAGAAGCCUACGUUUCCGGUGGUGACUGAAGUCAAAGACCUCUCCAAUGGUUGUGCCAUCGCUUCUGUUAUACACUACUAUUGCCCCGGCCUGUUGCGACUAGAGGGUAAAACCACAUGAUAAAAAAUUUACAUGACAGUAUUUGAUAUGCAAAUACAAAUUAAAAACAGUGGACUAGUUGUCGAAUAUAAUGUAGUUCAUGCCUGGGGGUUUGUCUAAAAAGCCUAGCUUACUAUGUCACACAAGGUUCCAUUUAGGUUUAAACCACACUUUCUUUAAUACAGUAACAUAUUGUAUUACUGUGUGCAGUGUGUCAUUCCACUUCCUGUACUACCUGCUCAUUGUCCUGUGUUAGAUGUUUAUAUGAAAUACUCCAUGGCCUGACUACCUGCUCAUUGUACCAUUCCUGUGUUAAAUGGGUGCCACAAUAUGGCUUCCCUCUGCUCUAGCCUCCAACCUGUAUGUGUGACUUUCGGAAGGGUUGGGAUAAAGCGGACCGCCGUGUAUUUUUGGACAAUAAAGUCCUUGUUUUCUUCUUCAGACGUGUGUAUGAAGGAGUCCGUGGCGGUGGCAGACAGCCUGUACAACCUGCAGCUGAUCCGAGAGUUCUGUGACAGCUGUCUGAAGAGCUGCUGUCCCCUGGUGUUGGAGGACCUGCUCUACACCCCACUGGAGCUCCAGGUACUACAUCCACACCUCACUAUGGGGCCCAUAUAGCCACAUCUACAUUUACAUUUACAUUUUAGUCAUUUAGCAGACGCUCUUAUCCAGAGCGACUUACAGGAGCAAUUAGGGUUAAGGGCCUUGCUCAAGGGCACAUCGACAGAUUUUUCACCUAGUCGGCUCUACAACAACCCUUUUCCCGGAGAGCUACCCUCCUGUAGGUUUUUGCUCCAACCCCUGUUGUAACUAACCUGAUUCAUUUAGCUUAUUAUUAGGUGUGCUAGACUAGGGUUGGAGUAAAAACCAACAGGAGGGUAGCGCUCCAGAAACAGGGUUGGAGAGCCCUGAUCUACACAGUGUCUUGCCCUCAGAGCCAUUUAUUUAGAAAUAUAUGGCUCUGCCUAGACUGUCUUAUACAGAGAGUGUUUGACCAACUGGAGCUGGAUGCCGUACAUGUAAUAGAACUAGUAGAGCAUGAAACUUUAUUGAUACCCAGGAAUGAUUUGUUAUGGAGAUCGAAACAGCAUUACAUGGGUCCUUUAACUGUUUCUCUGGUAUGUUCAGGUCAACAUGAUGAGUUUCCUAGCAGAGCUGCUGUGUUGGUUUGAGGUACGGAGGCCAGAGUUUGUUCAGCCACUGAACACCACUGGUAAGUGUUUGUGCCGGGCCCUGUUCAGGAGGAUGCAAUGUUACAAAACUCACAUAGAAAUGUGUCCUAUAGAACAAAUAUGAUGGUUUGUCAAGUAGAAUAAGGAAUUAUGUCAGCUCUAGUUAUUACAUUUAUAUCUGCAAUACACCCCUGGGCCUAUAUUCAUAUAGCGACUCCGAGCAGGAGUGCUGAUCUAGGAUCAGGUCUUCCCUGUCCAUAUAAUCUUAUUCAUUGUGAUCUAAAAGGCUAAACUGAUCCUAAAUCAGUACUCCUACAUUUCAGAUGCUUGAUACAUUCAAGUCCUAGUCUGAUAUGUGAUUCCUGUGUAGGCCUAAAUGGCAGUAUCGAUGUUUGACUCAUGAGACUGUUUAUUUUAUUCCAGAUGCUUCUGCACCGAUCAAGCCAACCAGUUUGAGCAAUAACAGGUACAGCAGCUCUGAUCUGUUAUAGAAAAUAAAAAGUGAUCUAUUUCAGGAAUGGUAUCUUUUGAGUGAAAGUUUUUUUAUUGUGAGAGCUCUGGUGAGUGAGAGUAGAUUUCCAAUGUACAGUAUUUAUUACAUAUGGCAAAUCAACUUAAACUUGAAACUUGAUCUUGAAACAAAAUGUUUGUCUGUAUUUCAGCGGCUCUCCAUCCAUCUUCAAGAAGCCGUUCCUGCCCAUCUCCUCGCCAGUGUCGCCAGGGCCUGUGCCAGGUGAGAGCAGGGCGACGUCAUCCCAUCAUUUACGUCUGUCCCACUUCUGUUCUCUGGGUUCAAAUAGUAUUUGUUUUAUUUACAACACUGUAGCUGUGCUUGAUUGAUUGACACAAUGAAAGCAAUGGAAAGAAAUGGAAUAGUCCCAAAAGUGCAAACCCUGUUAAUCUGAGACUCCAGGCAGGCAUGCUCAAUCAAAUGCUCCUCAAAGUAUUUGAGGGAAAACAGAUACUUGAGUUUGCACCCAGGUCUAGUGAGGAUGCCAUUGCAUCUUUUAUAACUGUGUUGUCCGCGUUUGUUUACCAGUGGGUCCAUGUAAAGGUUUUUCUGUCUGUCUGUUAAUCUGUGUGUUUGUGCAUCUUUGUAUGCCCUGACUUGUGUCUUUUGUGGUGUCUGUCUGUCUCUGUCUGUCUGUGUUGAUUACUGUGUGAAUGUGUGCAGGGUCUCUGACUCAGUCUGCCUCCAUGUCUCAUGUAGAGGGAGCUGGGAGAACAUGGACCAAGAAGCCUUUCAGGUAGGCCCCAUCUGUCUCUCUGUCUGUCUCUUCGUGUGUGUUGUUAGCUCCAUAUUUCAGUUGUAUCUCAAUACAAAGUUUGGAGUAAAUUCUAUUUCAAUUAAGUCAUUCAGCAAGUAAACUCUCUCACUGUCUCCCUCCGUCUCCAUCUAUCUCUGUCCGUCUCUCUGUCUCCGUCCAGUCGUCCCCUGUCCUCGGCCGUGUCCUUUAGCAUUCCCUUCGGCAUGGACAGCGACGUGGACAUCGUGAUGGGAGGCGCCAUCACCCGCUCGGUCAGCUCUGACAACGUGGCCCCCGGCCAGACCAUGACCCGCGUGCCCUACACCCCCCCAGAGGACCUUAGUCACCUGCUUAGCAAGCCCCCCGCCACCCCCGGCUCCCACAGACCAUCCUGGGCCACCCAGAGCUCCUCCGUGGUGCCCAUGCUGCUGAAGGAGAACGGCCUGGGAGAGGGAGAGGGAGAGGGGGAGGGGGAGCUGCCCACCAUCGAGGAGGCCCUGCAGAUCAUCCACAACGAGGGCAAGAUGGAACCCCGGCUGCACCCCGACGGGGCAGCCGACGGAUUCUUCCUGCAUUCGCCCGAUGACCCGGCCAGCGCCAGACACAAUGGCCGCGCCCCUCACCCCUCCCACCCGCUUAACCCCGUACCCCUCAGCUGCUCCGCCCCGUCCCGCUCUGGGAUGAUGUACCACCCCCAUCUCCCCAUGGGGGGCAAAAUGCAGACACCCAAGGAGCAGCCCUCCUCUACCCCCUCCUCCCGCACCCGACACACCUCAGAGGGCUCGCGGGACGACGACUCGGUGCUGAGGGACGGGAGCGUGGACUCUGACGCCUCUGAGGACCUCCUCCUCCUCCCCAAUGCCCAGUCCACCCCUGCCACGCCUGAUGUCCACACCAGAGGCCGAGGAGGGGGGGACGACGCCCAGGACAGCGGCGUGAGGAUGACCAGCUUUGCUGAGCGCAAGAAGAAACCGUCGACAGUGGGCGAAUCCACUAAAAGUGACGGCGCCAGCAGCAGCGAACCUGUCGCCCCGGCAGCGACGGCGUCGAUGACCAGCUGGGCGGCCCAGCCACAGAAGUCGACGGAGGAGAGCCCCAGUAAGAGCCCUGGACUGACCACCGAGAUGUCCGAGCUGGGAGCCCGGCUGGAGGAGAAGAGGAAGGCCAUCGAGGCCCAGAAGAAACGUAUUGAGGCCAUCUUCGCUAAGCACCGCCAGAGACUGGGCAAGAGCGCCUUCCUGCAGCUGAAGAAGGAGCAGGGGGAGGGAGAGGAGGAGGAGGGCCAGGUUAGCGCCUCCUCCACAGAGGAGGACCUCAGGGGGCUGACGCUAGAGGAAAGGCUGGCUCACAUGGAGGACGAGGAGCAGCAGGAGGCGCAGCAGCAGGAGAAACGGCGCCCCUCAGUGGAGCAGGAGGGGAACGUCAAACCUUCAACAUACCUGGACAACAAGCAGGCCUCCUUACCCAAGGACAGGGCAGGUAGAGAAGGUGUGCAGGGAGAGAAGGGUGCAGGGGCGGCCGGGUCAGGAGGACAGAAGGCCGGGGUGGUAGUGCAUCAGCCAGCGCCCUUGGGGGACUACAACAACGCUGUAUCAAAGCUGAACGCGGCGCUAAGCUCUCUGCAGAGCGACAUGCAGCGCCUCUCAGAACAACAGAAACCAACUCAUCAGGAAGAAGCCCGCCACUCCCGCCGGCAACAAGUCCUGGGUGAUCCCGCCCAGUCUCAAAUCCUCAGCAUCUCCCCCGACCCGCAUGUCCCGCGCGUCCACCCCUCGCAACCUUGCCUCCGCCUCCUCUUCCCACCUCGUCAUCCCGCCGCAACGCCGCCAGUCCCGCCAGAACACCCAAGUCGCCUCAGGUCCAUCGCCGGGCCCAGUCGGUGCCUCCCAAGAGCCCCAAGCACCAGGCCACCCACUACCACCACGCCCGCCCCCAGGAUCUCAAAGUGCCGGGCCUGUCGCGCGUGCUCACCCCCCCGCAGAACGUGGACACUAUCCCCCACCUGCGCCGCGCCUCCCCCUGGCAGUGCAGAGACCAGAACUCCUCCACCUUCAACAUCAGCUCUGCCCCCAGCCCUGCCUCCACCCCAACCCACAUCCCCUCCCCAACCCCCACCCCCCGGGCGCUGUCGCUGGCCCUGGAUGACAACAUGUCAGAUGCCGGCUCGAACGAGGACCAGAGCAUCUUCAGCAUGGACCUGGAUGCCGCCACAUCUCAGGCCUCGGGGAGAAAGGAGCGUGGGGGUGGUGGGAGCUCGGGGGCGCCCUCGGAGUGCUCGUUUGAAAGUGACGUUCCGGCAGCGGGGGUGUUUAAUGGCAAGCGCAGCAGCCUGAUCGAGAUUUCUCUAUCGGCCUUGGACAGGGACGGGGACGACCUGAGUGUCAUGGACGACUCCAUGAGCGACGUGACCGAACCUGAGAUGAAGGGAGGGGUCGGCUUCUUCUUUAAGGUUAGUCGACUGUGUGCGUUUGUCUGUCUGUGUCUGUCUGUCUGAGUAUGAGGUUAAGCCUGACUAAUCCUGUAUCUGUGUGCGUGUGUCCGUCAUCAGGAUGACAAGGUGCGGCCGGAGGACGAGAUGGCCCAGAGGAAAGCAGCCCUGAUGCAGAAACAGCAGAAGAGGGCGGAGGAGAUGAAGAGACGCAGGCUGGAGCAGGAGGAGAAGAAGGAGAAGGAGCAUGCGAUGUGCGUUGCGUUUUCAAUCCACUUACAGUACUGUGUUGUCCAACAGCCGACUCUGAAUAAACUAAUGGAGCUGCUUAUGUUUCUUGUUGUUGUAUAAUAAUGUGAUUGAUUUGAAUAAUUUGAAUAAUUCAUUGAUUUGAUUGAUUCAUUGGUUAACCCCCCCCUCCUCCCCUCUCUCUAUACCUAUAGCCGACCCGAGUGGUUUAACAUCGAGGGCUGGGGAGACAAGAGUGGUGGUGGUGGUGGUGGUGAGGACCGGCUCCGGCCCCCCGGUACCCCCCCUUCAGAUAGCACGACCCAGCGGAGAGACACCUUCACCAGGCAGGAGUACGAGCGGAGGCAGCAGCUGAAGAUCAUGGAGGAUCUGGACAAGGUGUUGCGGCAGAAGCCCACCACGGUGCGCGGCGUGAAGAAGCAGAGACCCAAGACCAUGUUCCGGGACGACUCAGUGCUUUCCCGCAGCCCCGCCAAGGGAUUCAUGGGUAAAUAUAAACUCCACCCCCAUCUCUCCCAUCGCUGAGUCUGGGGGCGUUCCAGGUCGGGUUUCAUUUGCAGUUGUGCUGCGUAUCUCAGAAGAUUGCUAUGUCAUAUUAAUGUGCUUUUCUCUGUGUGUUUGUUUCUCUCUCUCUAGGCUCCAAACUCAACAAGGUAUAUUCCCACUCUACCAUGAACCUGUCCUCAAUGGCUAACGACACUGGCAACAGCGGGACGCUGACCGUCAGGAAAUCUCCCAGGUAACUGUCAACAAUAACGAGCUGUAUUUUACCGCACAGGUAGCUAUGGUUAACCGUAAUGAGUUGUAUUUCCCAUGCAUAGAGACCUGCAGCUACUGAAUGAAUCAUCAAAUACAGCUGCCUGACUAUGCCCCCCUUCCGUCCUUAUUAUUGGCCUAUUUUUAAAACAAAUGUGUGAUUCAAUGUCUGUCUAUGCUUUCCUUACAGCCGAUCUCACUCCCCCUCGAGGCUGAUGUCACCAGGACGAAUGGCCAAUCAGAACGGAGAGAAGGACUGGGAGAACGCCUCCACGGCCUCGUCUCCCGCCUCCAUCCCAGAAUACACCGGUACGUUUACCUUUAACCCUACGUUACAGCUCACUGUUAACCAUCACUCUGGGUCCAUGACUGUGACAUCAUCUCUAGGUCCCUCUUGUUCCAAUAAUAUCCACACUAGCAUUCAUCAAUAAUCUCACUUAACCCAGAACUAAAGUAUUGUGUAAUUUGUCAGAUGCUCGAUUUAAGUUCUAGGUCCGUACGAGAAGAGCUAGAAUGAGAACUGGAACGAAGAGCUCCACCCUCUCUCUUUGCAAGUUACGGGCCCCAUGUCCCCUAUCUGUCCGAAUUUCGUAAGAUGCUAAGACCUGCAAAAUGGGGAUUUGUCCAAAGCACUGGAACUAAUGCUGCUCGUUGUCUCACGCAUCCCGUUGUAUCAUUACAGAUCUACGAUACUAUUUAUGUUUACGUAGUCUGUCCAAGUGGAAUGCUAGUGUGGAUAUUGAAACAGAGCCUAUACUGAGAAUACGAUGUCAUCAUAAGUAUCUGUUUGAACCAAUCCACCACAUGUUAACAGAAAGUCUGUAUGGGAACGUACUUGGUCAUUGAUCUAUGGCAUGUGAUUUGUGUUGAUUUGUGAUAUUUGUGUUGGCUUCCAGGGCCCAAGCUGUACAAGGAGCCCAGCUUCAAGUCCAACAAGUUCAUCAUCCACAACGCUAUCUCCCGCUGCUGCCUUGCCGGCAAGGUCAACGAACCGCAGAAAAACAAGAUUGUAGAGGUCAGAACUCUUUAAAUCAACAACUCGCCUUAGAUCCUUUUAAAUCAAUGUGUGCAUCCCACGGGGGACCAGUAUGAAAAAAAAAAAAAUGUAUGCACUAACUGUUAGUCGCUCUGAAAAUGACUUAAAUGUAAAUGGCACCACCAUAUUCCAUUAUAGUGCACUACAAAGGGAAUAGGGUGCCAUUUGAGAUGCAAACAACAACCCCGUUAGAGCCCUUUAAAUCAACAACCUUGCUAACCCCCUCUCCGCUCCACUGGCUGGUUAGGCUGGACUGGCUGUCACAGUCUACCUGGUUGGAGGCUCCCCACUGCCACUGUUCAUAUCCCGUUCACCUCUCUCUCUCGCACUCGCUAUCUCUCUCUUUCUAUUUCUCUCUCGGUCUCUCAAUCUCUCUUUCUAUUUCUCUCUCUCUGUCUCUCUCUCGCUUUGUCACUCUCUCUCUCUCAAUUCACUUAAAUUCAAAGGGCUUUAUUGGCAUGGGAAACAUACGUUUACAUUGCCAAAGCUCACUCACUCACGAUUUGUAUUGAAUUGUGUCAUUGUUAAAGCGUUUUUAACAUUGUUUUACCUCCCCCUCUCCUUCUAUGGUUCAGGAGAUGGAGAAGUGCCAGGCCAACCACUUCCUCAUCCUCUUCCGUGACUCCAGUUGUCAGUUCCGGGCCGUCUACACCAUGGACCUAGAGACCGAGGAGAUGGUGCGCCUCACGGGCAUUGGGCCACGCGUCAUCAGCCCCGCCAUGGUGGAGUCCAUCUACAAGUAUAGCUCGGACCGCAAACAAUUCACCACCAUCCCGUCCAAGACCAUGUCUAUGAGCGUCGAUGCCUUCACCAUCCCCGGGCACCUGUGGCAGAGCAAACGCCCGGGCACCCCCAAGAAGUUGGGGACCCCCAAAUAA
This is a messenger RNA of Coregonus sp. 'balchen', 11357 nucleotides long. The record is from the annotation of a GenBank genome assembly. NCBI's taxonomy places the organism in Eukaryota, Metazoa, Chordata, Actinopteri, Salmoniformes, Salmonidae.